AUGAGGAUAUCGAGAGUGUGUCUGCAGAGGAUGGGGAUGAUGCUUGAUCAUUAUUCACAAUAUAACCCCAUGCCAUUGUCGAUGAAAAAUUUCAUAGAUUUCGGUAAUAAAACUGGGUGUCAAGAAGCAUCAUUCCAGUUUUUACGGAAAGAAUUACCAGUACGUAUGGCAAAUAUAAUGAAAGAGAUUAAAUUAUUACCAGACCAUUUAUUAACCAUGCCAUCGGUCAGAUUAGUUAUGAGUUGGUAUGAACAAAGUUUUAGGGAAUUAAUACAGUUUGAAAAUAUUGAUGAUAAAGCUGGCCUCACAGAUUUUACAGACAGAUUAAUACAGAUCAGAAAUCGACACACAAAUGUCGUAGAAACAAUGGCUCAGGGUAUUUUAGAAUUAAAAGAAACUCAUGGAAUAGAUGAUAAUACAGAAAAUAGAAUACAAUAUUUUUUAGAUAGAUUUUAUAUGUCACGUAUUAGUAUUAGGAUGUUAAUCAAUCAACACACAUUAUUAUUUGGUAAUGAAAUAGGACAUCAUCCUCGUCAUGUUGGUUCAAUAGAUCCUAAUUGUAAUGUUUUACAUGUUGUACAAGAUGCGUUUGAGAAUGCCAGGUUUCUAUGUGAACAGUAUUAUUUAUUAUGUCCAGAAUUAGAUAUAACCUGUAAACUAUCUAAUAAAGUUAAAGAUGGAGACAGUAUAGUUUAUGUACCUUCUCAUCUAUAUCAUAUGUUAUUUGAAUUGUUCAAGAAUGCUAUGAGAGCUGUGGUUGAACACCACUCUAAUGAGACAGAAGUACCUAAAUUAAAUGUUAUGGUUGUAAAAGGGGAAGAAGAUCUAUCUAUAAAAUUAUCUGAUGAAGGUGGUGGAGUACCUAGAAGUAAAACUGACUUGUUAUUUCAAUAUAUGUAUUCUACAGCACCCCAACCAUCCCGAUCUGACUCAGGUUCAGCACCAUUAGCUGGAUAUGGCUAUGGUUUACCACUAUCAAGACUGUAUGCUAGAUAUUUCCAUGGUGAUUUAAUAUUAAACUCAUUUGAAGGUUUUGGUACAGAUGCUAUUGUGUACUUAAAGGUUUUAUCUAAUGAAGCUAAUGAAAGAUUACCAGUUUAUAAUACGACAGCAUCUAAAGUUUAUUCUUCUGAUAUUCCAGUAUCUGAUUGGAGUUCUUCCUCACCAUUUAAUAAUAAUGGUCAUCAAUCACAUAGAAACUAUUAUACUACAGCUUACAAUAGGUCAAUAGGAAUAGCACGAUAG
This is a messenger RNA of Lottia gigantea (owl limpet), 1245 nucleotides long. RefSeq lists its product as hypothetical. Gene Ontology annotation, molecular function: pyruvate dehydrogenase (acetyl-transferring) kinase activity. Gene Ontology annotation, biological process: protein phosphorylation; regulation of glucose metabolic process. The transcript has 11 exons. The record is from RefSeq and is a predicted model, not a curated record. Gene Ontology annotation, cellular component: mitochondrion. NCBI's taxonomy places the organism in Eukaryota, Metazoa, Mollusca, Gastropoda, Lottiidae. The coding region runs from base 1 to 1245 and encodes 414 amino acids.